Cottoperca gobio is the source of this 7078-nucleotide messenger RNA. It is a transcript of the gene mbd6, whose product is annotated as methyl-CpG binding domain protein 6. Lineage: Eukaryota; Metazoa; Chordata; Actinopteri; Perciformes; Bovichtidae. The record is from RefSeq and is a predicted model, not a curated record. The coding region runs from base 466 to 5427 and encodes 1653 amino acids. The transcript has 13 exons. Gene Ontology annotation, molecular function: chromatin binding; DNA binding. Gene Ontology annotation, cellular component: nucleus; chromocenter.
CUUGCGCGACAGAAAACUCCAUUAUUUUUUUUGCUCGGAAUCUGUAAGAAAAAAAAACAGUGGGAAACUGUGAAUUUGGGAUUACAUGGAUCGUUAUGGUUGUCGGAAUACAUUUGGAUGCUAGACGGUUUAGCAGAGCGGAGACCAAAGCAGCGGCUGGAUAACUGUGCACCGGGAGCGGGACAUCCUCCAGUCUUGUUGGGACACUCCAGAAUCAAGCUCUCCCAUCUUCAUCCAAGACCUUACUCUGAUGUGAACUGAACAAAUACAUCUGCAGGUGUCCUCCUCUAAAUUUAAGGAUCUGCCUCAUAGUUUGGGAAAGUCCAGCUGCGCAUCAGGUCAGGUUUUACUGGCAGUCUGUGUGCUUCUAACCCACCAGUAUGUACAUUGGACAGUGGAUACCCUAGCCAAAACAGAUCCUGGCUUCUCAAAGAUGACAAGGUGCUGGCAGGCCGCAGCUACAAAAUGAUGGGAGGCAGUGAGACUGUCAGUGGGGACAAGGAUGAGGUCCACACCGCUGCAAUACACGUCCCCAUCGGCUGGCAGAGGAGAGUGGAGGGCGGGCAUGUGAUCUAUGUCAGUCCCAGUGACACUGCCCUAUCCUCUCUGGACGAGGUCAGGACAUAUCUGUUGACUGAUGGCACCUGCAAAUGUGGUCUUGAGUGUCCACUCAUUAUCCAUAAGGUUUUCAACUUCACUGUGGGAGUGAAGGUGGAGCAGCACAGCCAGCCAUUAGGCAAAGCCGAGCAGGACAUGACCAAACUGUGUAACCAUCGCAGGAAAGUGGUCGCGAUGGCUGCUCUGUGUCGCAGUAUGCAGGCCUCUCAGCUGCCCUAUGCCAACCAUCAUCAUCCAGAGAUGAGCAGUGGAGUGGACAGCCGCGAUUUAAAGCGAGUACUCGUGGAGCGUGAAGAAGAGGAUCAUGGCAUUUACUAUCAUCCCAAACUCCAUCCGGUCCCAGCUCGACCCCACAGCAACCUCCACAUAAACCCCUGUUCCAGCCCCAAAUCCUCCCACCAGUUUAUUUACCCGUACAAUGGUUCCUCCCCUGUCCUUCACACGGGCACAAACUCUCACCAUCCCCUAGAUGCUUUGAGAAGGCUUCAACAUCCUCCUGCCUCCUCCAGCUCUUCCUCCACCUCCUCAUUCCCAGCGUACAGCGCUGCCCAGAGGUCACCCCGAACCCCCACACCUCAAGGUCAAAGAACACCCAAAACCCCGGAGACGCCGGGUUCUCCUCGUCUAGGGCCCCUCUCGUCACCUCCUCCCUCUUCCCCUAUGGGUGGAGGAGGAGGAGGAGGAAGAGGAGCACAGACUCACUCUCAUCAUCCUCAUGGUGUCAUUGUGGGAGGCUCCCCCCUUUCUCCGUCUCCCUCCCUCUCUCCCUCUGUCCAUAACAUGAACUGUGUGUCUCCUCACCAGCGCUCCCGCCACCCUUCAGCCUCUCCUUCGCCUCUCUCUGAUCACGGAGGAGGCUCAGCAGCAGCAGCAGGAGGACUGAUGGGAAGUAACUUGCAUCAGAGGAGGAAAUCCUCCUCUUCCUCUCCACACUCCCCUCUCCCCGGUGGCUCCCCAAACCCCAGCCCCCACUUCCCCAAGUACAAGCUGGAAGACAUCUUGGAGCAGUUUAAGAACUCAGGCAACAGCAGCACUAAUAACCACCACCUCCUAAUCCCAUCUAACCCCUCCUUACUGACCAACCAAAGCAGUAGCAACCCUAAUGCUCUCUCCUCUAAGCCCUCGAAGAGUACCGUAAGUCUGAGUCCGAGCGCAGGUCCACCAGGUUUUGGGUUGAACUCCGCAGGGACUUCUAGUUUACCUCUGGGUCCAUUUCUGAACCACCACCACCACAGCCAUCAGGGCAAGCUGCCACACCCAGCUUCUUUCCCCGCGAGCAGCCUGCUUUCUGCGGCUGCGAAGGCUCAGCUGGCUCACCAGAUAACCCAGGGCCAGAGCUCAAAGGUCGCCAGCAACUCGGUGAGCUUGGAGGUUUUGAAGGAGGCACAGCAGCAACAGUCAUCAAAGGUAACAAACAGCACUUUACAUAACAGCCACCCUCCCUCCUUCAAUGCUUCUACUAGGCCUCCCCAUCCCUCCCUUGCAGCAGCCUCCUCUGUCCUUUUUCCUCCAUCCCACUCUCUGGCCCAGUCCCUGGCUUCCUCCUUGCCCCACCUGCCUCCCGCAGCAGAGCGCAAUGCGUCUCACAGGAAGAGGCAGCGGCGAUCUCCCACAGUGCUCAGCAUGCUGAGAGACACCCAGCAGCUGGCUAAUGGGCCGCGGAACACCCCACCAGGAGACGCAGGUUCUGCUACAGUCAUCAACCUAUCCUCCUCUUCCUCUUCCUUCCCCUCCUCCUCGCACUCCUCCUCUACCUCAGCUGUGCAGAACCAGAACGCUGUCAUGUUAGAAAACCAUCAUCAUCUCCUCGGGCAGACGCCAAGGCUCCCCGCUUCCCGACAGAUGGCACACAUUUCCAGACCUCCGAGGCAAACUGAGGCUCUGGAUUUCACUACAGGCCCGACAACUACACCUCUUGGCUUGGAUCCUCCAACCCAGCCUCUGUCUGCACUCUUGCACCUGCUCAGUGUGCAGAACGCACAGGCCUCCGCAUCGAACUCUGCUUCAGCUCAGCCAGGAUCUGUGUCUACUGAAGGAGGCGGACACACUAAUAAACAGAGCCCCAGACGCUCGCCCUCUUCUCCCGCCCCUCAUUCUAACGUCAGGCACCUACAGACUCGGUCACCGUGCCGAACCGGUAACACUAAUCCUCUCCCCUCGGUGCUACAGACGCUUUCUCCUCCCCCCACUUCCUCUCAGUUCAGAUCAGUGCAUUCUCCAUCGCGUCCUCAGUCUACUAAAUCGAGUCCUCUACAGAGACAUUCUCCUUCUUCUACAGUGCUGUUCAACUCACAUUUAGCUUUACACAACAGCAGCAGCCCAUCUCGGCAUAUGUUCCUGACUGCCUCGGACAAACAUCAACCGACUGAGAAUCACAUUCCUACAAUAGACUCUGUUUCCCAGACACCAUCGCGGGAAACGGAGAAUGGUAGUAACAGCACAUCGACAUCAGUGGACCUGAGUCAUUCUCAAGGCUGUGUUUCUAUGGCGAUAUCCAGCUCCCCGAAGCCUCUUGAUCUUAGCAACCAUGUCCUGGCUCUUCUCGCAGCAUCUUCCACUUCACCCCAGGGGGAGGGCAGCUCCUCCAACCGUACCGCUGAUGUUGUGAUGUCCUCCCAAGGAAAUCCCACUGCAGGGCCAGAGGAGCCUCGAUGUGUGGACCCCAAGGUUUCCAUAGUGACCAAACCUCCAGCAUCCCCAAUCUCCUCUCGUCUCGGGGAUAAUCACAGUCCUCAUACACCUUCAGCUGUGGGCGACUCAACCUCUCACUUACCUCUGGCAGAGGCCUUCCCCUUCAUGAACCAAGAGCAGCUGCUUCAGCUGCUGUCAUCCACAGGAGGUCUGCCAUCCCUCCUGGACCCUGCGGUUCUGGCUUCGUUGCCCCUCGGGGGGCUGUGGUUGGGAGGGCAACAUGCACAGAUACCCCCUGCCAAUGCUACACAACCACCACAGACUCUUGCAGAGCAGCAGCAUUCAGAGCAGCAGCAGUUACUGAUACAACAACAGGAGACGCAGCAGCAGGAUCAACAGCAGAAGCACCAACAGAUGAACAACAAUCCUCUGUUUCCCUUGUUGCCCUUGUUGAGUGGUGCCCAAGGGGAGCUGCCUCUGAACCUUUUGGGCCUGCUAAACCCGCUCGCAGGCUCAACCCCUACCCCAGGUCAGGAGGCUGAUUUAGGGCUAACCGAAAAACCUAGCCUUCAGGCUCUGUUGAUGGCCUCCUUGUUGCUCGGGCAGCAGCAAACGCCUUUGUUACCUCUAUCCGGGCUGGGUCAGUUGAGCCAGGUCAGCUUGGAAGUUCCUCUCCAGCAGCCACAGCACAUCCCCACCACGUUGGAGGGCCUCACCUUGGAUAAGACCUCUGGCCUCCUGGAUCCAUCAGCCCUAUCGGCCGCGGGGCUCUUGGAGGUUGCCCAGGGCCUUCUCCCCAUUCCUCCAGGAGCUGAGGGCACUAUCCAAGCCCUGCAGUCUCUGCUCCUUUCUGCCACUCUCCCUCCUCCCCACGCAGCCUUCCUGCCCCUCAGCCCUGCCUUGCUCACUGCUGCCCUGAACUCUGCCGAGCUCCACCCACCUCCCCACACCCAAUUAGCUCCUGCACAGCAAACCCAACAUUCCCAACCUCAGGUACCUACUGAUGCUGGUGUUGACACCCUCAUCCCUCUAUCUCUCCAAGGCAAGGACAACCCCAUCCUCCAACAGUUACUGCCCUCUUUGCUUAACUCUGCUGUAUUAGGGGAUCUUUCCGGCCUCACAGGCCUCCACAGCAUGCUGGGGAUUGGAGCAGGUUCCAUCCUCCAGACCUCAGCUUUGGGCAUGCCUCUGCUGCAGGGUCCUGAUGGAGCUAUCAACCUGCUCAACAACAUACAGCUAAACCUUGCACCACCCUCACAAGGAGAGAAGCCAAUGUCAUUGCAGGAAACGCAAAGCCCUUCCCGACAGGAAGACAUUCCAGCCAGUCAGAUGGCUCCCAGUCCUGCUCCAGUUUCAGCCCCUGCACAUGAACACCCCCCACCUCCACAGCGGGUAUCUGAGGGCAGGCCUGUCAUCGAUCCUUACACCUCUUUCAUGGACACAAUUUAUACCUCCUUCCUUCAAGUCAGUGCUAAAGAGCAGGAAGGUAGGGCCCACAUGGGGCCAUCUGACCCCACUUCACCUUUCUGUGCCUUACCACCAGUUUCUUUCCCCGUGGAACACCAAACCCCGUCCACCCUUGUCCCUACUCUGCCCCAGGCAAGUGCCCCAGUCUCCCUCAGCCCACGUCGGGCCUGUUCUCUCCGCAACCUAGACUUAUCCCGACUCAGCUUGGAAGCAGCAGCCCAUUCCCCAGCACAGGGGACGCCCAAACCUACCGAGGAUGGCUCUAUGUCACCCUUGCAAAGGAAACCGGUUAUGGUAGAGAGACAUACCCACCCAGAGCCUCCUCUGCCAUCCAUAUACUUGGAAGAGGCUAAGACAGACUGUACUGGGCCUGCUGCCGCUGUGUGCCCCUAUGUGGAGGCAGGGGUAGAUAGGCAGGGGCAUCUUCCGCAUGCAGGGUACCUCAGUCCCAGGGAUGGAUGCAGUGGGAGGACCAAUGAGGAGACAGCUGGGACAUUGCUGCACAAUGACCAGGGAAGAGAUCAAGCGGGAGCUGCGGGUGGAGCCAGAAGAGGAAGGAAAAGGAAACAAACGCUACAGAAUGUGUUAGAGGACUUCAGAGACAUGGAUGCUACAGCACUAGAGGAAACCAAGGCUACGACAGCACUGCUGAAGCCCGAGAGGUCAGUCCGCGGCAGGAGGCGACGAGGCGCCAGGUCUCAGAGGCAGUGAUUGGUGGAGGGAGCUGUAAGUCGGAGCUGUUCCCCAAUCAAAGGCGGCCAGACGCCUCACUAUCCCCCUCCAUCUUCACCACUGUUUAGACCUUUCUUUUAUUAAUUCAACUGCACUAAUAUUAUGCCGUUGUCAUGUCAACCAUUGUUAUGACAACCACUAUGAAAAAAAAACGCAUAGGAGAGAGAUCUAGUCUGAAAAGUUGAUUUUAUAAAAAGUGGAAAAAAUAAAUUGGAGUGGACACUGUUUCACUUCUCUUAGGUCUAGUUCACAAACUAAUGGUUGCUUGACAUUGUGACCAGAGAUCUGUUGAUUAUGGUUGGUGUUAUAUCUGUAAGAAAACAAGAGUGCUGUUUUCUUCUCAUCAGUGUACAACUGUGAGUCAGGAUAAAGCGCAACUACUUCAACAAUGCUCUCUGUUAAAAGUGUGUCUGUACGUGUGUGGAUGUAUGUGUCUUUUUAUGUGUCAGAGUGUGUGUUGGACAACAGUGCUGUUGCUGAGCCCCUCACUGUCCGACCGUUAGUGAAAUUAAUUUUCAUUCUAGUCUACGAGACCCUGUCCGUUUGUAAGAUACAGGGCUCUUUGCAGAGACACACGGGGGUUGUAGUUCAAAGAAAUGUUUUUGAAGGUUUUUCAGAAGGUGCUAGAAGAGAAUUUAAGAAGGAACAGACUUGAGGGUUUUUUUUUUCUUUCACAGUAUAAAACAACUUUUAUAAGGAACAAGCCAAGGAAAUAAUGUUGAAUCAGUUUACAUCAACCACUGGCCACACACACAAAAGUGUUUCACUCGUCCUGAGAUGAUCCUUAAUGGUUUGUACAUCACUAAUGAACUGAGAAAAGUUAUUUUGUACAACUCUUCAAAUCCUGUCGUAACACGUCCGGCAGGUCAGUAAGAUUAAGGGAAUCUACUUUUUGACAAAUGUGGAACAAUUCAGAAAAAACUUUAAGCCUCAUUUUCUUUGCAUUUUGCCAACCCACUGUCACAUGCUGUCAUCUGUUGCUGUGAAGAAGUCCAUGUAGCUGUGGUGUGAUGGAGAAUAUUUAAUAUCUGUCAACACAAACCUUCACCCAUCAGCCAUGAGAUAAAUGUCUGGUAAAGGAAUUGGAUUUUGAAAUGGAAUAUUUGCAAGAAUCCCAUGUUUAUGCAAAGUAUCAAAGUAUGUCCUUUGAUUGGUUGAACGAAUGGCUGGAAAAUUUAAACACGGGGAGCAAUGACGUCUCACAUGUCCGUGUGUUGCUGUGGAUUUGGAGUAAUAUCUUCCCUCUGUCUCCUCAUGUCACUGUUCAAGCUCUCCUCCACACACUGCCCUGCCCCAAGAGUACUGGCAUCUCUUGCUGUAUUUAAAAAAAUAAAUAAAAAAAGAAUAAAGAAAAGUGAAAAAGAAAGCAGAUUAUGCAAUUUCUACACUUGGAGAUUUGUACAUAUGUAUAGUUAAUGUGUUUUAUUUUGAUUUUAUAUUGUUAGAGAAAGAGACGAGAGAAAACAAUGAAUUGUGAAUUUUUCUGGGAAUUGUAAUUAAGUAUUUUUCUCAUUCUACCCCUUGCUUUCAAUACUUAUGUUUAAAAAGACGAUUAAAUUGUGGACUGUAGCUUUCUUUUUUAUAUGGGAGUCUUUUUUUAUUUAAUAUUAAACUAUUUACAGAAAAUGUA